This is a messenger RNA of Erinaceus europaeus (western European hedgehog), 1300 nucleotides long. It is a transcript of the gene CDK7, whose product is annotated as cyclin dependent kinase 7. Bases 98 to 1138 code for a protein of 346 amino acids. Gene Ontology annotation, molecular function: ATP binding; RNA polymerase II CTD heptapeptide repeat kinase activity; cyclin-dependent protein serine/threonine kinase activity. Gene Ontology annotation, cellular component: transcription factor TFIIK complex; nucleus; cytoplasm. The transcript is spliced from 12 exons. The record is from RefSeq and is a predicted model, not a curated record. Gene Ontology annotation, biological process: positive regulation of transcription by RNA polymerase II; protein phosphorylation. Lineage: Eukaryota; Metazoa; Chordata; Mammalia; Eulipotyphla; Erinaceidae.
UGGACGGAAGUGGCUGUUGGAGGCUUUUAGGUAGCUUUAAAUUUCUGCAGUUUGGGACGCUGGCCUCUUUCCGCGGGAGUCCGGUAUUCCGUGAGGGAUGGCUGUGGACGUGAAGUCGCGAGCAAAGCGUUAUGAAAAACUCGACUUCCUCGGGGAGGGCCAGUUUGCCACGGUGUACAAGGCCAGAGACAAGAACACCAAUCAGAUUGUCGCCAUUAAGAAAAUCAAACUUGGACAUAGGUCGGAAGCUAAAGAUGGUAUAAACAGAACAGCCUUACGAGAGAUAAAAUUAUUACAGGAGCUAAGUCAUCCAAAUAUUAUUGGUCUCCUUGAUGCUUUUGGACAUAAGUCUAAUAUUAGCCUUGUCUUUGAUUUUAUGGAAACUGAUCUAGAGGUUAUAAUAAAAGAUAAUAGUCUUGUGCUGACACCAUCACACAUUAAAGCCUAUAUGUUGAUGACUCUUCAAGGGUUGGAAUAUUUACAUCAGCAUUGGAUUCUGCAUAGGGAUCUAAAACCAAACAACUUAUUGCUAGAUGAGAAUGGAGUUCUAAAACUGGCAGAUUUCGGGCUUGCUAAAUCAUUUGGGAGCCCCAACAGAGCUUAUACUCAUCAGGUUGUAACAAGGUGGUAUCGAGCCCCAGAGUUACUCUUUGGAGCCAGAAUGUAUGGUGUAGGUGUGGAUAUGUGGGCUGUUGGCUGUAUAUUAGCAGAGUUGCUUCUAAGGGUUCCUUUUUUGCCAGGAGACUCAGACCUUGAUCAGUUGACAAGAAUAUUUGAAACGCUGGGCACACCAACUGAAGAACAGUGGCCUGAUAUGUGUAGUCUUCCAGAUUUCGUGACAUUUAAGAGUUUCCCUGGAAUCCCACUACAACACAUCUUCAGUGCAGCAGGAGAUGAUUUGCUGGAGCUUAUACAAGGCUUAUUCUUAUUUAAUCCCUGCACUCGAAUUACAGCCACACAGGCAUUGAAAACAAAGUAUUUCAGUAAUCGUCCAGGGCCAACACCUGGAUGUCAGCUGCCAAGACCAAAUUGUCCAGUGGAAAUUUUAAAGGAGCAGUCAAAUCCAGCUGUGGCAACAAAGCGAAAAAGAACAGAGGCCUUGGAUCAAGGAGUAUUACCCAAGAAGCUAAUAUUUUAGUUGCAGAGAACACUGGACUGUAUUUUACUACUAAAGAGGAAAAAAUAGUCCAAAAUCAAAUAAUGGAAAAAAAUUAAAUAUUAUAGAUGAAAUCUGUAAAUAUACCACAUGUGUAAAAUAUGUAAAACUGAAUUAUUUUUAUUAAAUGUAUUUUAAAACAAA